GCGAGGAGGAGGCGUUACGCGGCAAUAAAUGCACCAUUGCUUUCCUCUCUCUGAGAUGGACCAAACCAUCUGCAGACAUCACUAGAAGGUCAUGAGAGACAACACCCAGAGAAUGUGUUUUGGUUCAGAAGGCUUGUCCCUGCUGCCAUGAGUGACGGAUAGCUGCAAACCACUAGGAAGUAAAACUGAAAUGUCAUUUCACUGAGGCAAGCUCUGUGAAGGCAAGCCCAGAGGCCCAUCUGGAAUGAGCCUUCAGCAAAUCCCUCUUUGCCAAAUAUUCCUACAGGAUGGCAGGAGAACACUGGGAGGUGUGGAGGCCCUCGGAACCCUGUGACACCACUGCUGUGUCACAAGGUGUUGGGUGGUCCAGGGAACGGCACCAGAUGGGGACAGCCCUGAGAAGCAGCCCACCAUUUGGGGACAGCCUGAGGGUGGCUGCCUGAGCCCCGUGCGGGAUGGAGUUUCUGGGGACCACGCAGGUAGCCAGCUACUGCGGCACGAAGAAGAGCUGCCUGUUCCCAGACCCGGCCCCCACCAGCACCACCAAGGACACCUACCAGUCCUACUACCUACCGGGCUACCGCCACCUCAGCUCCUGGAGGCCCAGUCUGCUUCACAAAGUGAUUUCGGUCCCUCCCGGCUCUGAUGAGCUGUUUAAUCCUACCAGGCGGCCGCCUACCGUUCUGCCCACAUUACGGUCAGCCCUGCACGCCCGCUACAGCACUCGUGACUGGCACCAUGCAAACAUGGUUCAAUUAAAAGGCUCCGAAGCCUCCAGGUACUGGGCUGGUAGGCUGAACACAGAUUCAGUGCGACUGAUGCAAGAUAAGGACCAACUGACUUAUCAGAUGCAAGAAGACAGUAGAAGAAACCUGGGAGAGAGGAUCUCCAACAUUGAUUUCUGGAGAUCUGAGCUUGUUUAUGAGCUAGAGUGUCUGCUGAGAGAGACCCAAGCCUUGGAAACCGCAAAGAAGCGGCUCGAAUGUGCUGCAGAUGAAAUGCAAGGACCUCUGAAGACUGCCCUGGAAUGCUUGUACUACCGUGAGAAGCGGAAAGGCAUAGACUUGGUUCAUGACGAUGUGGAAAAGAACCUCAUAAAGGAAGUUGAUGUAUUCAAGGAUUGUCAAGAAAUAUUGGCAAAACUUGCCCAGAGAAUCAAUCAUCAGUUGGGUAUCAACAGAGAUGCACAGCAUGCCCUGGAGCAGGACCUUUCUGACAAAAACUCUGCCCAUUUUAUUGAUGAAAAGUGCUUUAACCUGAGGAACACAUCAGACAGCAUCAACUUCUACCACGGAGCGGAGAAAGUAGAUGGGACUGUUUCAGUUCCUGUAACAUGGGCUAAAUUCAGUGAAGAUAAUAUCAGGUGCUCUCAGCAUGCAAGGGCCAACUCUGUCAAGCUCCGUGAGGAUACAGAGGUUGGACUGGAGAGCACAUCUGAGGAGAUGUGGAAUCAAUUCGUCAGCACCAACUUGGCCUUUAAUAAUCGCAUUGCCGAAGUAGCUGAUGUAAAGAACAAACUCCAAGCACAACUGGCCAAGGUACUUCAAGAAAUCUUCCAGACAGAAGAUACGAUCAUGCUAUUGGAGAGAUCCAUAAUGGCAAAGGAGUACCCUCUGAAAGUGGCUCAGACACGCCUGGAGACGAGAACUAAACGACCCAAUAUAGAGCUCUGCCGUGAUGCACCUCAGUACCAGCUUGUCACUGAAGUUUACACUAUAGAUGACACCUUACAGACCUUAAAGAAACGUCUGCAAGAAGCCCGUGAUACUCUGCAGAUGCUGCUCGCCAACAAAUCAAAGCUCGAACAUGACAUUUCUGUAAAGGCAAACUCUUUCUUCAUUGACAAGAAGUGUAUGGACAUGCGCAAAACCUUCCCCAGCACCCCACGCCUCAUUGGCUACACUUGAGCAGUACACUUUUAUAUCUUUUGCGCACAAUAUAAAAGUUGCAAAGAUUUUCUGAAGAGAACAUUUUUCCCCCCAAAUAACAAAAUUCAACAGAAAUAAACUAACCCAAAUCAAUACUGUGCUUCUCUCCUUUGAUACUGUGUAGUCUCAGCUGAAGCUGCACUGUGGUGUAGAAUUAGUGGACUUGUUCUAACAGAAUCAGAGCAUGCUAAAAUAACCAGACAAAUAUUACAGGAUAUUUGUGAGUUACUAGGUAGAGAAAGCAAUGGACAACACGCUGUAGUACUUCUCAAUGGAGUAAGUACAAUACAGGAUUAAACUGUCUGGCAUAUUGUGCCGUUUGUAUAUCAAUCCUUGUAUGGUAAAGUUGUGUUUAAAUGCUUACCCUGUCCUUUCACACUCCUCCUGUCUAGCAGUGAUAAAUUUGGUGUUCGUUUAGAAUUAGAGGACAUCGAACAAGCUUGAUUUGUAGAAGUUGAAGGACAAUGUCAGUGCAACAACUUCCGGUGCACAUGUAGCCUGUAUUCUCUGAGAGAGAAUCUUUUCAUCCCUACUUUUUUUUUUUUUUUUAAAUUUCAUUAGAUCUUUCAUACCUUUAAGCAUAAGUAAAAUAUUGUGUAUUUACAUGAACUAUUCAUGAAAGAUGUCUAAGGGUCUUAACUUUAUAGAAAUGUGUAGUAUCCAGCAGUAGAUCUCAAAGGACUUAAUGAACAAUGACAAUACCAUUGCUCCAUCAUCACCAGUG
Molecule: messenger RNA, 2652 nt
Organism: Oxyura jamaicensis (ruddy duck)
Lineage: Eukaryota; Metazoa; Chordata; Aves; Anseriformes; Anatidae
Gene: TEKT5
Product: tektin 5
Exons: 8
Coding region: 456-1907 (483 amino acids)
Biological process (GO): cilium assembly; cilium movement involved in cell motility
Cellular component (GO): microtubule cytoskeleton; nucleus; sperm flagellum
Source: RefSeq, a predicted model, not a curated record